This is a messenger RNA of Phaedon cochleariae (mustard beetle), 372 nucleotides long. Lineage: Eukaryota; Metazoa; Arthropoda; Insecta; Coleoptera; Chrysomelidae. The record is from the annotation of a GenBank genome assembly.
AUGUUGUCAUCGAUGGUGAAAGAACAUCAGGCCAAGCAGAUGGUAAAGAAAGAGAUACAGGAGAUCAGAAGGAAGGAAUCUUGUGCUGCUGCCAAUGAUCUAACACAAGCUUUAGUGGAUCACCUUAACGUAGGAGUUGCACAGGCUUACCUCAACCAAAAAAAGUUGGAUGCUGAAGCCAAACAGUUACAUGCAAGUGCUACGAAUUUUUCCAAACAAACACAACAGUGGCUGAAUUUGGUGGAAUCAUUUAGUGGGGCUUUGAAAGAAAUAGGUGAUGUUGAAAAUUGGGCAAAAACUAUUGAAGGAGAUGUUCGCACUAUCACAACAGCUCUAGAAAUAGUAUAUAAGAACUCACAAGAGCAUGACUAG